AUGGUGUCAGUGGAGGUCUCUGCGGCUUUUGUGUUGUGCUGUGUGCUGAUGAAAGCCAGAGCUCUGAUUGAUUCUGAUGACGUCAUCACCAGAGAUGAACAGAUCUUUCUUCUGAUUGAUGCACGGGCGAGGUGUGAGAGAAGCAUCCGUGCACAGUUAGAUGUGGUCAGAGAGGAUCACUGUGUUCCUGAAUGGGAUGGGAUAAUUUGCUGGCCCAUGGGAAAGCUCGAUCAGAUGGUUGCAGUUCUGUGUCCCGAGUACAUCUAUGACUUCAACCACAAAGAGGAAGAGACCCUUGAGGAGCCGGUGGAGGAAGAGCCCACAGUGGAGUCGAUGGAGGGAGGCCAGGGUGGAGACUUGGCAGUGAAUCAAGGGGAACCAGGGGAUUCAUCGACCGAGACAAUGAAAUUAAUCAUUUUCCACAACUACUUCGAAGUCAAUUUGAUUAUUUUCUCUUCUGUUUCUUUUUUUUUCUCUAGACGUCUCCAUUGCACCCGUAACUACAUCCACAUCCACCUCUUCACCUCAUUCAUAUUCCGAGCAAUUAGUAUAUUUGUGAAAGACGCCGUUCUUUAUACUGUCACAGAAGAGGGCAAACUAGAAGAUGGGUCCAUUGGACAAAGACCCUACAUGGUGGGCUGCAAGGUUGCUGUGACCCUCUUCCUGUAUCUCUUGGCAACCAAUCAUUAUUGGAUUCUGGUGGAGGGUCUGUAUUUGCAUAGUCUGAUCUUCAUGGCCUUCCUGUCUGACAAAAACUGUCUGUGGGCUUUAACAAUCAUAGGCUGGGGAAUACCCGCAGUGUUUGUAUCCAUAUGGGUCAGUGCCCGGGUGUCUCUGGCAGACACACAGUGCUGGGAUAUAAGCGCAGGCAAUCUGAAAUGGAUCUAUCAAGUACCAAUCCUGGCUGCCAUUGUUGUAAACUUCUUCCUCUUCCUCAAUAUCAUCAGGGUUUUGGCCUCUAAGUUGUGGGAAACAAACACAGGAAAACUGGACCCUAGACAGCAGUACAGGAAGCUGCUGAAGUCAACCCUGGUGCUGAUGCCGCUGUUUGGAGUUCAUUACAUGCUGUUUAUGGCUCUUCCAUACACUGAUGUCACAGGUCUGCUGUGGCAGAUUCAGAUGCAUUAUGAGAUGCUCUUCAACUCUUCACAGGGUUUCUUUGUGGCGUUUAUUUACUGCUUUUGCAAUGGGGAGGUGCAGGCAGAGGUUAAGAAGGCAUGGCUGAGGCGCAGUCUUGCAUUAGACCUGAAGCAGAAGGCUCGUGUCAACAGCAGUGCGGGAUGUGGGAGUGGCUAUUACGGAGGCAUGAUGUCACACACCACCACACAGAGCGUGUGCCUCAGUGUCAGUGGCACUAAAGGCCUUCCUCUGGGGACCAUGGGUGCCAAAGGACAAUCACGUCUCCACCAUUCAGGAAACUUACCUGGGUAUGCGCCUCACGACACAGAGGCUGUGUUUUUUACAGUGCGGCAGCAUGAACUGGCUCUGAGGCAGAAUGAUGGGAAAAAGUCUCCAUGCAAGCAGACCAGCAGGAAUGCAGAGGAAAGUGAGCACGAUUUUGAGCCAUAUUUUGUAGCAGAUGAUGAACAUUCUGGUUCCAUGUCUUGGAAAGAACUGGAAACAAUGCUUUGA
Molecule: messenger RNA, 1632 nt
Organism: Sinocyclocheilus grahami
Lineage: Eukaryota; Metazoa; Chordata; Actinopteri; Cypriniformes; Cyprinidae
Product: parathyroid hormone/parathyroid hormone-related peptide receptor-like
Exons: 12
Coding region: 1-1632 (543 amino acids)
Biological process (GO): cell surface receptor signaling pathway; adenylate cyclase-modulating G protein-coupled receptor signaling pathway
Cellular component (GO): plasma membrane
Molecular function (GO): peptide hormone binding; G protein-coupled peptide receptor activity; parathyroid hormone receptor activity
Source: RefSeq, a predicted model, not a curated record